GACACAACUAGAGGCGUCAGUUUCUUCCAGUCAUUUUGCUGAUUCAGUAGCUACAGUAGCUGCCUGCAGUAGGUAAAUAUCAUGGCUGACACCGAAACCCCCCCUGCUGAAGCCCCCCCUGCCCCGGCAGAAGAAAAGCCUGCGGAGGAGAAACCCCCCGAGCCUACAACCUGCGAACCCCCUAAACCUCCUCCUGCCGAAAAGGGGUCGAAGGGGCCACUAGAUUAUAUAGCAGGGCUGUUUAAGGACGACGAUGAGCAGAAAGGAGAUGUCAAGGUCAACAUCAAACAAUGUGAGAUGACAGAUGAAAUGAAGGAACAUGCCACCAAGACUGCAACUCCCCUCGUAGCGGAGAAGAAGCCUCACAAGGACAUCGCGUCCGCUCUGAAGAAAGAGUUCGACACCAAGUACGAGCCCACAUUCAUCUGUAUCGUGGGGACGGAUUUCGGAUCCUCCAUCACUCAUGCGAAGGAUACAUUCAUCUACAUGUACCUGAACAAAACCGCCAUCAUGCUCUUCAAGGUGUAGAGGUCAGAGGUCAGGGGUCAGGCCAGGACCUGCAAAGGAGAGUUCACGAUGUCAUCUUGGUGUAGCUCUAUGAAAUAAGUCAAAACAACGACUUUUAAAAUGGCCUGUCAUUGCACGAUCAAAAGAAACAACCCUUUUCAAUGCUCUUCAAGUUCUGAAUUGAAAGUAAUUCUUAAAUGCAUCUUUGGCCAGUACUUUACUGUUAGAAUUUUACUCUCAUUGCUUUGGUGAAACUCUGGAAGGGAAAUUUUGUUCUUAAACUUUUAGAAGUGUUUCCUUUUGCAAACACUACUUCUUAUAGGUGCUGAGUAAGUUUUCAGAAAGGUGAAGAAAGGCAGACCCAACGAAAUUACUAGGUUGUUCACCCUUCCCAUAUUAAUUCUUUGGCAUAGGAUGGUCAUAGGUAGUGUAAUAAAACAAUAGGGUCUGAUUAGAGUGGUUGGAAGGAUGCAUUAUGCAUUGUCUAUUCAAACCCAAAUGGUUUUACGACACUACCACAAACCUACCACAACCCUAUAUAGCUAACCAUUAUUGGAAGUGUGAAAAAGGUGAAUACAAUCAGUAAUAUACUAACCAAAACCAAGAUGAAACAAAGCACCAACUUCGUUACUGUAGUAUCUAACGUGUCUUAGCUUACUAUUCCUGUGAAUGUUUUCACUUAUUACGGAUUCCACAAAAUGAUUGUAACAAGGACACUAUAUAAUACUUCUAUAUAAUGUCCUUGAUUAAAACAACUACAUGUAUACAACUUACAAGCAUUGUUCAUCAAAACUACAAUUUUGUUUGUUACCUACACGUGUAUGUUAUCAAGGGCAUUGUAACAAUUACUGGGUGCUAAUAUUGAAUAAAAGUUUGGGAAACACA
Branchiostoma belcheri (Belcher's lancelet) is the source of this 1392-nucleotide messenger RNA. Its product is annotated as dynein light chain 2, cytoplasmic-like. Gene Ontology annotation, cellular component: cytoplasmic dynein complex. Gene Ontology annotation, biological process: cilium assembly; microtubule-based process. The record is from RefSeq and is a predicted model, not a curated record. The coding region runs from base 82 to 528 and encodes 148 amino acids. Gene Ontology annotation, molecular function: dynein light intermediate chain binding; dynein intermediate chain binding. The transcript is spliced from 4 exons. Lineage: Eukaryota; Metazoa; Chordata; Leptocardii; Amphioxiformes; Branchiostomatidae.